Messenger RNA from Paramecium octaurelia, 515 nucleotides. Lineage: Eukaryota; Ciliophora; Oligohymenophorea; Peniculida; Parameciidae. The record is from the annotation of a GenBank genome assembly.
AUGCUACUUGAUCAGCAAAAAAUAAUUUAGUUUUGGGGUUCAGUACAUCUUGAGAGUGCUGCUGAAAAUAUUGGUUCUCUAAGGUAGAAGAAGAACGAUUUAUAUAGGUGGUUGUAGAAAUUUUUGAAAAGUCAAGUAAAAAAGAAAUAGAUAUAUGUGAGUUUUCUGAAAAAUUGCAAAAGUGAAAAAAUAUAUAUGAAGUGUGGAGGUAGAAAAAGACUGGUGAAAAUUAUAAAAUGGGAGAGGAGAAAAAAAGAAAAUGGAGCAAAUGAUACCCAUAAAAUUUUGUGGAUAAGGGCAUGUUGCAACAGUUUAUUUGUUCACAUAUAUAACAAGUUGAAAUCAGAUAAUUACUUAUGGAUAAAAUUAAGAGAAAUGAAGUAAAGUUAUAUGCAUUUAAAGAUAUUAGGCGAGAAUAGAAUGUAGAAAAAUAAUAUGUUACCAAAAAUCAAGCAGAAAACACAGGAUGUGUGAAAGAGUCUCUACAAGAAAAAGCAAUAACAAAUGAUAUAUGA